Messenger RNA from Debaryomyces fabryi, 1275 nucleotides. RefSeq lists its product as uncharacterized. The coding region runs from base 1 to 1275 and encodes 424 amino acids. The transcript has a single exon. NCBI's taxonomy places the organism in Eukaryota, Fungi, Ascomycota, Pichiomycetes, Serinales, Debaryomycetaceae. The record is from RefSeq and is a predicted model, not a curated record.
AUGAGUUCCGGAUUGGUUCCAGGAUCUAAGUCUAGCUUUUUUGCAUUUCCAGCUUCAAAAUUAAAGUUUGGUCAACAGCUUAAGAAGUCACAGUUAUUAUCAACUCUCUGGUAUAAGUCUCCAUCAUUCAACUUGGAAAGCGAUGCGUUAAAUGCACCAAGUACUUUACCCCUUGAUCUUAAGCCUAGAGCCGAAAUCUUCCAUGAAGUUCAAGUGGAAAACCCAAACAAGACAGGGAUGUUUUUAAAGGUUAAACAAUUUGGCACAUACGGUAAAUCGUUAGUGAAGUUUUACAAGAAAGGUGUAUCCAAUGUAUGGAGCAAUAAGAAAGAAUUUAAUAGAUUGAUGAAAAAGGACUUUAAAAUUAUUAACCAAUUAAACAACAGAGGGAAACAAAUAGAUAUUCGAAUUCCCAAUUUCCACAAAUUAACUCAUGAAAUGUCCCAAGCCAUAUAUAUGAAUAAAAUUGAAAACGGCACGUUGAAUGAUAACACUCGAGGAGAAGUAAUUAGGUCUGAUGUGAUAGAGAAGAAAAUAGACGAGGGAUUGUUUAAUAUGACAAGACAUCAGUAUCAGUUAAUCAGGCGUACACGUAAAGACUUUUUGAAAUUGCCUACAUUUGCAGUUAUAUUUGCGGUGUUUUUUGAAUUCACCCCAGCCAUAUGCUACGUCUUUCCAGAGAUAACCCCUCUGACAUGUAUUUUGCCUAGUCUUGCACCUAGGAUCUGGAAUGCAAACGCAAGCAAGAAGUUAAGAGAUCACAGGUUAGACAAGAAAGGUGAAAUAUUGGACGACUUGGCUUUAAGAAAUGCUUAUAACAUUCCUUUGGACGAAGCAAGAUUGCUUUGUAAAGCAUUGUGCUUGACAUCCAAGUACGUGCCAAAUACUUUGUACCCCGAGACAGUCAUUCGUGACCGUUUACAACUUCAUUACAAUUAUUUAAAGGUCGACAACUAUUAUUUGAGUGGCCUCAACGGUGAAAGUUCAGGAAAUAUCUGGGACUUAUCGCAACAAGAGCUCUUCAGAGCAUGUUUAGAAAGGAACUUAAUCCUUGAUCUCAAGCAAGAUAUCAAGAAUUAUGACAAUAUAGAAGAUGAAGCAGCCCAAGCAGUUUACGAGGAGAAGUAUUUUGCUCAAUUGAGAUUAAAACUAUUCCAUUUUAUUGUGGAUUUUGAGCAAUAUAAUAUAGGAUACUUAGGGAUGAAUCAUUUGGUUAAAGAUAAAAUGGACACUGAAUCUCUAUUAUUGUGGUGGAAAAAGGACAAUAUUAAAUAA